Chanos chanos (milkfish) is the source of this 2673-nucleotide messenger RNA. It is a transcript of the gene g3bp2b, whose product is annotated as G3BP stress granule assembly factor 2b. Bases 182 to 1717 code for a protein of 511 amino acids. The record is from RefSeq and is a predicted model, not a curated record. The transcript has 13 exons. Gene Ontology annotation, molecular function: mRNA binding. NCBI's taxonomy places the organism in Eukaryota, Metazoa, Chordata, Actinopteri, Gonorynchiformes, Chanidae. Gene Ontology annotation, cellular component: ribonucleoprotein complex; cytosol.
GUGAGACGCCGAAGUGGUGUGCAAGAGAGAAGAACCAAAUAAUACCUAGCAAAGUAGGUCAUCCACUCGACUGACCGGUGGGAUAAGUCGUAGAAUAUUUUGCUUAAUAUAUUUGAGAGGCUGUAACUUCUGUCUAACCACUGUUUUCAUUUUGCAUCACAUCCAGUUCAACCCGAAAGAGAUGGUGAUGGAGAAACCUAGCCCCUUGCUCGUUGGACGCGAGUUUGUGAGGCAGUACUACACACUCCUGAACAAAGCUCCUGACUACCUGCACAGAUUUUAUGGCCGGAACUCCUCAUAUGUCCAUGGAGGUCUUGAUGGCAGUGGGAAGCCAGAGGAGGCUGUGUAUGGACAGGCUGAGAUCCACAAGAAGGUGAUGUCACUGCAGUUCAGCGAAUGCCACACCAAGAUCCGUCACGUGGAUGCCCAUGCCACUCUGGGUGAUGGUGUGGUUGUCCAGGUGAUGGGCGAGCUGUCCAACAGCGGCCGACCAAUGAGGAGGUUCAUGCAGACCUUUGUUCUUGCACCUGAGGGCUCUGCUGCAAACAAGUUCUACGUGCACAAUGACAUCUUCCGCUAUGAGGAGGAAGUCUUUGGUGACUCAGAGGCUGAACUUGGAGAGUCUGAGGAAGAGGAGGCUGAGGAAGAGCAGACAGAGACUCACACCUCCCCUGAGCCUGCCCAGGACCGCCCUGCCAGCGCUACAUACUAUGAGCAAGCCCCUGUCAGCAAUGGUGUGGAAGAGCAGCAGGAGGAGGCUGUACCUGAGGCUGAACCAGAGCCCCAGCCUGAGCCAGAGGCCAAUCCUGAGGCAGAGGCGGAGCCAACCCCAGAACCGGAGCUUCAGGCUGCAGAGGCGGAGCCUGAGGAGGAGGAGAAGCUUCCGGAAGAGCCUGAGGAGAAAGCCCCUUCCCCUGCUCCUGCACCAACUCCACCAUCACAAACACCCGAGCCCCCCAAGACCUUCUCCUGGGCUUCUGUGACCAGUAAGAACUUGCCUCCCAGUGGAACCAUCCCAGCCUCGGGUAUUCCCCCCCAUGUGGUCAAAGCCCCUACCGCACAGCCAAGGACUGAGGUGAAGCAGGAUGCCCAGGCCCCGUUGCCUAGAGACCAGAGGAGAGACAGGCCAGGCUUUGCAGCCCGAGGACCCAGAUCAGAUGGUGCAUCAUCAGACUCACAGGGUGGAAAACCUUACUUCAGCUUCAAAGGCCGAGGUGACUCUGAGAUGGGAGAGUCUGAGGGCAGGAGGGCUGUGCGUUACCCAGACAGCCACCAGCUCUUCGUGGGGAACCUGCCACACGACAUCGAUGAAGGCGAACUUAAGGAAUUCUUCAUGACUUUCGGGAACGUUGUGGAGAUGCGGAUUAACACAAAGGGAGUUGGCGGGAAGCUGCCCAACUUUGGCUUUGUCGUCUUCGACGAUUCAGAACCUGUGCAAAGGAUUCUUGGAGCUAAGCCUAUCAUGUUCCGCGGUGAGGUGCGCCUGAACGUGGAGGAGAAGAAAACCAGAGCGGCCAGGGAGAGGGAGACCAGAGGUGGUGGACCUGGAGACGGUCGCCGUGGAGACCGUGGACCCGGCGGACCCAGAGGCCCCAUGGGAAACGGAAUGGGGCGUGACAGAGAUGGCCGUGGUCCUCCAUCCUCCAGGGGUGGGCUUGGCUCUGGCAGGGGAGGCGGGCAGAGUGGAGAAAACCGAUUUGCUGGACAACGCCGCUGAGGGCUUCUAGAGGAUAGGAGGAGGAACUGCGCUCUCUAAUCACACCUUUGGGCGAAAAAUCUUUUUUGGUUUUUUUUCUCUCUUUUUUUUUUUCCUUUAUUUUUUCCUCUUUGGCUUUUGGAAUGUGACUGACCGUCAACCAUUCGAUGUGAAAGACUAAACAGAACUCACUCUCUCACUGAUAAGGAGCUGUUUUCAAAAAAAAAAAUCUUUCAUCACAUUUUUUUUUCUUUUGCAAAGAGAAAGAAAGAAGAGGGACUGAUGCGACGAUGUUUAUUUUCGAUAGAACAAAAGAUGAAUGUCACAAAAAAAGAGUGUCUUCAUGGAACUGUCGAUUCGCACAUUUUAUAAUGGACAAACAUCAAAGCUUCAAAAAAAUCAACGCUCACUGUACAAGUUAUUUAUUUUGUUAGUUAAUAAAAACAGUGGUGGUGCCUUAAACUGUUCUCUCGCCCUAUCUCUCUCUUUCAGCUUGUCUAAAGAUGUGGGGACUUAAGUUGACAAGAGCUAUUGCAUAGAUUCAUUGCCAGAAAUCACAUAUGAUCGCAAGACAGUGUUACCGGUACUGAUUAUUGAUAAUCCAAGAUUAGUACUGUUUCUGUGGACUUAUUUUUAUGUAUAGAUUUUUUUGUUUUAGUCUGUCCAUAAGAUGGCUGGUAAAAAGUCUCGCUGAAGCAGAGCUUAAGUGCCCGCAGUAUUCCAUACUGAAUGUUUUCCAAAUGUGCAGUUUUGAUUUUAUAUUUUUCUUUUGAUUCUGAAAAACCACUUUGCACGGCCACAUCCUUAAAGUACUGCUCUUUUGAUAAGACGCUUGGUUGUCUUGCACUUUUCUCCCCGACACACACAUGCAUUUAGUUCCAGUGCCCUGUCAUUUCGCACGGGUUUGGAUUUUACUUUACUAUUGGCUUCAGCAGGUUAAGUUUGAAUGUGUUUUCGACUUUCAAUAAACUACUGAU